Molecule: messenger RNA, 2766 nt
Organism: Lactuca saligna
Lineage: Eukaryota; Viridiplantae; Streptophyta; Magnoliopsida; Asterales; Asteraceae
Source: the annotation of a GenBank genome assembly
AAAAGAAAAAAACUACAAAAAAAAAAUGGGUUAUGAUGGUUAUUUUCUAAUUGGAGUGAGAGGUAGUUGACUGUCGCGUAUCGGUGGAUAAUUGUUUCUCGGUUGCUUAAUAAAAUUUGUUCCCGGUGCGGAUUACCCAUAUCUGCAUCCGAUCGGGGAAGAAUGGCAUCGCCGGCGGUCCAGCGCUCAUCAAUUCAGCGCCUCCCUACCUUCAAAGACAGAACCACUGCCACCACCUCCGGAACCCCAUCAUCGUCCAGCCCUCCAUCCUCUUCCUCAUCACUCUUAGAUUCCUUUGCCUCCGACCCAAUUUUCUCCAAAUUCCUCUCCUCCGAUUUCGACUCAACCCGGUUCUCCUCUGAGGCACUCUCUUCAGGCACAGCCGCUGCUCGUGCCGAGAAGAUCCAAGACGGCAUCCGCCUCCUAGAGAAGCAGCUCCGUUCCGAAGUCCUGUCUCGUCACAACGAUCUUCUCUCGCAGCUCUCUUCCGUCAAGGAUGCCGAAUCCUCUCUCUCCUCCAUUCGGUCCGCCGUCUCGACUCUCCAAUCCUCCGUACGCCUCGUCCGUUCCGAGAUCGCCGAUCCAAACCGUCAGAUCCGAUCUAAAACGGUUCAACUCUCUAACCUCCAUUUCACCGUCGAUCUCCUUCAGUCCACUGUCCGUGUACUCCGUCUCUCCAAGAAGCUACGCGACGUGAUGGCGGAACCCGAAGCCGAGAAACUCGAUCUCUCCAAAGCUGCUCAAUUACACAGUGAGAUAUUGCGCCUCUGCAAUGAAAAUGAUCUAUCUGGAAUUGCCCCAGUCGAUGAGGAACUGAAAUGGAUAUACGAAGCAGGCCAGAGGUUGCGCUCUGAAGGAAUGAAAGUACUUGAAAGGGGUCUUGAAAGUUUUAAUCAGGCGGAGGUUGGUGCUGGCUUACAGGUGUUCUACAAUCUAGGGGAGUUGAGGACAACGGUAGAUACUUUGAUAAACAAGUAUAAGACUCAGGGUGUAAAGAGUGUGAGUGUUGCCUUGGAUAUGAAGACGAUAUCUACAUCCGGUGGUGGUGGUUUUGGUGGUCCGGGAGGGAUACAAAGGAGCGGAACACCACAGCUCGGUGGUGGAGGUAAGGCCAAAGAUGCAUUAUGGCAGAGGAUGGCUGUUUGUAUGGAUCAUUUGCAUUCAGUCGUGGUUGCCAUUUGGCAUUUGCAGAGGGUGUUAUCAAAGAAAAGGGAUCCCUUCACUCAUGCCUUGCUACUUGAUGAAGUGAUGCAGGAAGGCGACUCUAUCUUAACCACUCGUGUGUGGGAGGCAAUUGUAAAAUCAUUCGCAAACCAAAUGAAAUCCACUUUCACAGCAUCAAGUUUUGUCAAAGAGAUAUUCACAGUUGGAUACCCAAAGCUGUUCUCCAUGAUAGAAAAUCUUCUAGAAAGAAUUUCACGAGACACAGAUGUCAAAGGGGUUUUACCUGCCAUAACACUCGAAGAUCUUGUCAACUCUGUAUUCCCUAUGUCAAACCGUGGUAGUAUUCCCUCUAAAGAACAUAUUUCAAGAAUUAUCUCACGAAUUCAAGAAGAAAUUCAAGCUGUUCAAAUGGAUGCACGCUUGACCCUUCUUGUCCUCCGUGAAAUCAGCAAAGUCCUCCUUUUACUCGCUCAACGAGCCGAGUACCAGAUAGCAACGGGACCCGAAGCGCGUCAGAUAACGGGGCCUGCGACUCCUGCGCAAGUAAAAAACUUCACACUCUGUCAACACCUACAAGACAUCCACAUCAGCAUCUCCGCCAUAACACCGCCAAUCGCCGCCGACGUCCUCUCCCCCUCCCUCAACACGAUCUACGAAGUCGCCUGCGAUUCCGUCACCUCCCUAUUCCAAUCCAUGCUCGACCGCCUCGAAUCCACCAUCCUCCAAAUCCACAACCAAAACUUCGGGGCCCACGGAGCCGAUGCCGCCAUGGACAACAACUCAUCACCGUACAUGGAAGACCUCCAAAAGCACAUCACCCAUUUCCGCACCGAAUUCCUUUCCCGACUCCUCCCCACAUCCGCCAAAGGAGCCGGAACCGGAAUCGGAAUCGGAACCGAAACCAUUUGCAUGCGUCUGGUCCGAACCAUGGCGGCUCGAGUCCUGAUCUUCUUCAUCCGACACGCGUCCCUGGUUCGACCGCUGUCCGAGUCCGGGAAACUCCGAAUGGCACGAGACAUGGCCGAGUUGGAACUAUCCGUGGGUCAAAACUUGUACCCGGUUGAGCAACUCGGUGCACCGUAUCGGGCCCUACGGGCGUUGCGCCCGGUUAUCUUUUUGGAAACGAGUCAACUCGGGUCGUCACCAGUGAUCCAGGAUUUGCCACCGAGUGUUGUGUUGCAUCAUUUGUAUUCGCGGGGCCCGGAUGAGUUGCAGUCGCCGAUGCAACGGAAUAAGCUUACGGCUUUACAGUAUUCGUUGUGGUUGGAUUCGCAGGGAGAGGAUCAGAUUUGGAAAGGGAUUAAGGCGACUUUGGAUGAUUAUGCAGUUGGUGUGAGGGCCAGAGGAGAGAAGGAGUUUAGUCCUGUUUAUCCGCUUAUGUUGAGUAUAGGUUUUGGUUGCUUCGGUUUAAUGAAAAUGAUUUCUUUAGACUUUGCAAUAUUGUUAGUAACCGCUGUCAAUGGGAUCUUAUACUAUCCAAAAAACGCUGAACCAUAUGAUCAAAUUCCACACCAAAUUGGGAACAAGAAAGAUGAUAAGCAAGCCAAUAGCAAGGUAAAGUCAGCACGAUACGGGUAUCACCAUAAUUGGCCAUUUAUGUAA